Monodelphis domestica (gray short-tailed opossum) is the source of this 700-nucleotide messenger RNA. It is a transcript of the gene S100A4, whose product is annotated as S100 calcium binding protein A4. Gene Ontology annotation, cellular component: nucleus; perinuclear region of cytoplasm. Gene Ontology annotation, biological process: positive regulation of canonical NF-kappaB signal transduction. The record is from RefSeq and is a predicted model, not a curated record. NCBI's taxonomy places the organism in Eukaryota, Metazoa, Chordata, Mammalia, Didelphimorphia, Didelphidae. Gene Ontology annotation, molecular function: calcium ion binding; transition metal ion binding; RAGE receptor binding.
CAGCAUCAGGGAGGGGGUGUCCCAGCUCCCCUCCGCCCCUUGCCACAGGCAGGGUUUGGCUGGGGGUAUAAAUAGGCCAUGGCUCAGCCCUCCCCACUGUGUCCCUCUCUCUCUGUCUGUCUGUCUCCCAUCUCUGCAUUUCCUCUGGUUGGCUUGGUACUGCCUACGAGAGCAUCAUGGCAAGUCCUCUGGAAAAGUGUUUGGAGGUAAUGGUGGCCACAUUCCACAAGUACUCUGGGAAGGAGGGGGACAAGUUCAAGCUCAACAAUAGAGAGCUGAAGGAGUUGGUGACCCGGGAGCUCCCUGGCUUCUUGGGGAAAAAUACAGAUGAGGCUGCCUUUCAGAAGCUAAUGAGCAACCUGGACAACAACAGGGAUAGUGAAGUUGACUUCCAGGAGUAUGCUGUCUUCCUGUCCUGCAUUGCCAUGAUGUGCAAUGAUUUCUUCCAAGGCUACCCCGACAAACUACCCCGGAAGAAAUAAAGGGGAGAGGUGGUGAUGGUGGGAAAUGGAAGAGGGAAAACAAGGAAGCUUGGGGGGGAGGGAGAGGGAGGCAACUGGGGUGAGGGUGGGAACCUAGGGCCAUGGAAGUAUCUUCCUGGAGCCUAAGGUGGGGGCACAUUUCACUUUAUCUCCAUGGUGAUGCUGAAGAUCAAUCACCUGGGUCACUGAGUAAAGCAAAUAAAGAUUUCCUGCAUGAA